AUGGCCCCAGUGGACUCAGGCGUCUACAUGCAGGUCUGGCGGCUCGUCAGCCCUGAUGGGACACGGUUCAAAUACCGUCUCUGGAUCAACUUGCAGGCUAUCAGCAAGGAAGAAGUGAACAUCAACGGCCCCAAAGCACCGUCUGAUCCCAAUCAUAUCAACAACAGCAACACCCGCGGCGCUGCUUCACCUACCAUGCAACACCCUCAUGAACCUUGA
Messenger RNA from Puccinia triticina, 219 nucleotides. RefSeq lists its product as uncharacterized. NCBI's taxonomy places the organism in Eukaryota, Fungi, Basidiomycota, Pucciniomycetes, Pucciniales, Pucciniaceae. Bases 1 to 219 code for a protein of 72 amino acids. The record is from RefSeq and is a predicted model, not a curated record. The transcript has 2 exons.